AUGAGACUAAUCUUCCACGGACAGGUUAUGUUUGAUUCUGACCCUCUCCAUCGCCGCAAGUCCUCUGUCGUCCUUUCCGAGCAGCCCGACGUGGACAUACCAUUAAGGCGCCGGUCGCAGCGAAUGAAAUCGCAAUGCCUGGUCCACAAUAUGGUAGAGAAGACAUCUCUCGGCCAACAGCCCAAGGUUGAGUCGAAGCUGGAACAGAUUGACGAGGUUGAUCACGGGAUGCCAUCCGGUGCUAGAAAUGGAGAUAAGCAUUCCGCAGAUGAGCUGCGGGCAACAGAGUCACGACUCCUCACAAAGAAACAACUAAGCGAAAUGGCGCUUAGUGUAAGAUCUCUGGCAAAGAGAUUGUCGAAUCUCAAGGUCAAGCUCAAGAUCCGCUCGAUUUUCCUGCUCACCAAAGUGUACGACAAGACUCUGAUCGUCAAGACGAGAGAUGUGGCUCGGUGGCUGCUGUCUAAGGAUCGGUCGGUGCCGUACAUCGUCUACGUGGAAAAUACGAUGGAAGACAGCAAGGACUUUGACGCCCAGGGCUUGAUCGCCGAGGAGCCCUCGUACAAAGACCGACUGAAGUACUGGACCGUCGACCUGGCGCGAAAGCACCCGCAGACAUUCGACUUUGUGAUCACGCUGGGCGGCGAUGGCACAGUGCUGUAUGCGAGCUGGCUGUUUCAGCGGGUGGUACCGCCGGUGCUGUCCUUUUCACUGGGUUCGCUGGGAUUUCUGACCAAAUUCGACUUUGGGGAUUACCAGAAGACACUUUCCCAGGCGCUCAAGGACGGUGUCACAAUUAGUCUACGGUUGCGAUUCGAGGGCACCGUCAUGCGAUGCUAUAGAAGAGACGAUGACGCCGAGGUCCGAGAUAUCGUGGAGGAGCUGAUUGGCGAAGAAGUGGACGACCGAAACACCCAUAAGCCUGAUGGGACAUUCGAGAUCCUGAAUGAUAUUGUCGUCGAUCGAGGGCCGAACCCGACCAUGUCGACGAUCGAACUCUUCGGCGACGAGGAACAUCUGACCACUGUCCAGGCCGACGGCAUCUGCGUGGCCACUCCCACUGGCUCCACUGCCUAUAACCUUGCUGCUGGCGGCUCCUUGUGUCAUCCUGAAAACCCGGUUAUCCUUAUCACGGCGAUCUGCGCGCACACUCUUUCAUUCAGACCGAUUAUCCUUCCAGACACAAUUGUGCUGAGGCUGGGAGUGCCCUAUGACGCUAGAACCAACUGUUGGGCUAGUUUUGACGGGCGCGAGAGGAUCGAAUUAUAUCCAGGCGAUUAUGUGACAAUCUCGGCCUCAAGAUAUCCCUUCGCAAAUGUGUUGCCACCCGGUCGAAGAAGCGAAGACUGGGUCAACAGUAUCUCGAGAACGCUCCAGUGGAACUCCAGACAACGACAAAAGGCGUUCCAAACAUGGGAUACCGAUGCGGAGGAUUCGAAGACUCAAUCGAAAGACGUGCAGAAAAAUUAG
Molecule: messenger RNA, 1470 nt
Organism: Capronia coronata CBS 617.96
Lineage: Eukaryota; Fungi; Ascomycota; Eurotiomycetes; Chaetothyriales; Herpotrichiellaceae
Exons: 2
Coding region: 1-1470 (489 amino acids)
Biological process (GO): NADP+ biosynthetic process; NAD+ metabolic process
Molecular function (GO): NAD+ kinase activity
Source: RefSeq, a predicted model, not a curated record